GGCUGGUCUCAUGCAAAACCCCAUGAUGAGACAAAUGGCACAGAACCUUAUGAGCAACCCGGAGGCGCUGGGCAAUCUCAUGUCAAACCCUAGAAUAGCAGAGAUGGCUCAGUCGAUGGGACGGGGAGGAGGUGGAGGCGCUGGAGCUAGCGGUGCUGGCGGCGGCGGCGGUAUGCCAAACAUGGCAGAGCUGAUGAACGAUCCCAGCUUGGCUGAGAUGGCACGAAGCUUCAUGGGUGGAGGCGCUGGCGGAGGUGCUGGUCGAGGAGCAGGUCGAGGAGCCCCACAGUAAGGGUUCGUUAUGGAGACGGUCUGGCUGGGUAUGAAUGCAUAAUUAGAUAGCAUUCGUAUAUUGGCUAGGAGGUUCACGGCUGGCUUAUAAUGAUACCAUGUUUACUUCCAAUGUAAAUUCUCCC
Dothidotthia symphoricarpi CBS 119687 is the source of this 416-nucleotide messenger RNA. RefSeq lists its product as uncharacterized. The record is from RefSeq and is a predicted model, not a curated record. The transcript is spliced from 2 exons. Lineage: Eukaryota; Fungi; Ascomycota; Dothideomycetes; Pleosporales; Dothidotthiaceae. Bases 35 to 292 code for a protein of 85 amino acids.